This is a messenger RNA of Durusdinium trenchii, 1148 nucleotides long. NCBI's taxonomy places the organism in Eukaryota, Dinophyceae, Suessiales, Symbiodiniaceae. The record is from the annotation of a GenBank genome assembly.
CAGCUCAGAGGUGAUAUACUGUGUACAGAUGCUCCUGCCAUGGUGCCAUGGCAAAGAGAAAACGGCAAAGAAAGAUCAAUGAACUGGGGGACGACGAAGCGCAGGCCAAGCCCAAGGCCAAGCGGACGAGGCCUCCCUUCGUCGACGGGCUCGAGCGGAAGGCAUGGGCUCCCGACGCGUCGUACGACGGCGCGAAGCUCAAGAACGUACACUUCACGGAAGAAGAGGAUGAAGCCUUGCUCCGUGGGGUAAGGCUCUGGGCCGAGGAAAAUGGAAAGGACUUCCAGGAGGUGUGUGACCAACUCAAGACGGAGACUCCUAAGACGGGUGCCUUCAGCCGCAUCGCCCAGCUAGCGGACCUGAAACGCCGCCGCGUCUGGUCGAUGGUGUGCAGGAUCCGAAGGAUCCUUUGGGGCGGUCACAGGUGGACCCCUUCGGAACUGGAAAUUCUGGUGGACGAGGCUUCCACCUCACUGAAGCCAAGUUGGAAGCAGAUCUCGCUCCUGCUGAAUGUCCAUCCUCUGACCUGCCGUGACAAGUAUCGUGACCUCUGUGCUGGGAAGAGGAAGAAGGGUCCUUUCUCAGAGCAGGAGGACUGGCGGCUUCGGAUGGCCAUUUGCGAGACCACCAACAGUCUUCUGCCGACCUCCAGCAUACCUUGGACCGAGGUCUGCAAGUGGCUUCCCCAUCGAGGCUGGCGGACGGUGAUGCAGCGCUGGUACACCCGGCUGAUGCCGCGGCUGCUGGCCUACGAGGACAAAUAUGGUUUUCCCAUCGAGCAAGAGACGUUCCUCCGGCUCUUGGUGCUGGAGCGCUCAGAACAAAGGCGGAAGCUUCAAAAGACGACGGUGUCGAGUGCCAAGGAGGUGGAGUGGACAUCUGUGAACACCUGGUGGUCUGCAGACAUGAACCGCCGAAAGUGGCGGAUCUUGAGCAACAGCGUGCCCCGCGCACUGGAUGAUGCAUCCUUCAAAGAGAAAGUCCAGCACUGGUUCGAGGUGCUGGACUGCGCGGGUCACAAGAAGAGAGAUCGGAAGCUGCUCAAAUGUGCGCUGGCAACGAUUGAGCGGGAGGCACAAGAGAUGGAUGAGCCUCAAUGAGCUUGGAACCCAGGCUCCUCAGCGCUGUGAGCGCCGCUCGCGGACCCA